GGAGUAGGAGGAAGAGGAAGAAGAGACUUUCCAAUGCUCUGCACCGACAGCCUCAGAACGAGCAGCCAGCAUUUUAAUCUGAAGGAACUAGAGCAGAGGAAGAAUGGAGGAUGAUGAACUUCCGUCAGCGGAUGGGUUGGUUGGGCGUGUUGCUCUUCCUGCUGCUCAGCGCCAUCUUGGUUUACUACGUAUUUGAGGUACAGAGCUUCAGUUUGGAGCUCGUUGAGAGGGGGGCGGGCGGCCCGUCCACCGCACCCCCGAUCAGCUGGUCUCAGAGCUUCGGGGGUCGUCUGCCUCCACUUCCUGUCUGGAUGUGGGCGUCGCUCUUCCUGCUUCCGUACCUGCAGCUCUUCCUCUUCCUGUUCUCCUGCACGAGAGCCGACCCUCGAGCCGUGGGAUACUGCGUACUUCCUGUCUGCCUCGCCCUGCUCUGUAGCCGCCACAACGCGCACAAGCCCACCACUCAGAGAGGCCCUCCACUCAUCGACACUUAGAGGGCCAAUCAGAGAGGCCCUCCACUCAUCGACACUUAAAGGACCAAUCAGAGGUCCUCCACUCAUCCACACUUAGACCAAUCAGAGAGGCCCUCCACUCAUCGACACUUAGAGGACCAAUCAGAGAAGCCCUCCACUCAUCGACACUUAGAGGACCAAUCAGAGAGGCCCUCCACUCAUCGACACUUAGAGGGCCAAUCAGAGAGGCCCUCCACUCAUCGACACUUAGAGGACCAAUCAGAGAAGCCCUCCACUCAUCGACACUUAGAGGACCAAUCAGAGAGGUUGAUGUUGAUCAGUAUUGGCUUAGGAUGGGCGUCACCACGCGUCUCAACCAAUGAGAGCAUAGGGGCAGGACUGCCUCAGCGCUCACAUGGAAACAGAAAGAAGUGGCGGGGACAGAAACAUGGAGGAAGGUAGUGAUGGCAAAUGAAGCAUCGAACCACUUGGACAAUUGUAUCGGAAAUAGGUUCAUUUCUCGAAGCUUCAGUUACAGCGACCUCUCCUGGUGAAGUGCAAGGCUGCAGUGGGUUUAAAGGAUCUUUGCCUUGAAAAAUAUUUGAUGCACACACACACACACUAAGACUGAAUAUUAUGUUCUAUUUGCAAUUAAAGAUUGGUCAUUGUGUGUAUUGGGUUAUUGAGAAGAGAGUGUUUGGGGGUGUAAUGAUGGCAGGGGGUGACUGUGUAAUGAUGGCAGGGGGUGACUGUGUAAUGAUGGCAGGGGUGACUGUGUAAUGAUGGCAGGGGGGAUUGUGUAAUGAUGGCAGGGGGGGAUUGUGUAAUGAUGGCAGGGGGUGACUGUGUAAUGAUGGCAGGGUGACUGUGUAAUGAUGGCAGGGGGUGACUGUGUAAUGAUGGCAGGGUGACUGUGUAAUGAUGGCAGGGUGACUGUGUAAUGAUGGCAGGGGGUGACUGUGUAAUGAUGGCAGGGUGACUGUGUAAUGAUGGCAGGGGGUGACUGUGUAAUGAUGGCAGGGUGACUGUGUAAUGAUGGCAGGGUGACUGUGUAAUGAUGGCAGGGGGUGACUGUGUAAUGAUGGCAGGGGGUGACUGUGUAAUGAUGGCAGGGUGACUGUGUAAUGAUGGCAGGGUGACUGUGUAAUGAUGGCAGGGUGACUGUGUAAUGAUGGCAGGGGGUGACUGUGUAAUGAUGGCAGGGGGUGAUUGUGUAAUGAUGGCAGGGUGACUGUGUAAUGAUGGCAGGGGGUGACUGUGUAAUGAUGGCAGGGUGAUUGUGUAAUGAUGGCAGGGGGUGACUGUGUAAUGAUGGCAGGGUGACUGUGUAAUGAUGGCAGGGGGUGACUGUGUAAUGAUGGCAGGGUGACUGUGUAAUGAUGGCAGGGGGUGACUGUGUAAUGAUGGCAGGGUGACUGUGUGGGGAACACUCAAAGAUCUUUGAGGUAAUUAUUCUUUGUAUUUUUCUAAAGGCAUUUCUUUGUCCGGCGAGGGCCUUUUAUCAGUUACAGUAUUAAAGUUGAAAAGCGGGCAAUGAUUAAAAGUUCGUCCAUUCCAGGAUUUGAACCAGUUGCGGAGGACAUCGCCGCAUGCGGGCCGCCGGCUCUAUCCACUGGGCCAUCUAUUCUUUCAACUACUGAACUUUUUUUUAAUACUCUGACUUUGUUCACAACGACCUAUCUUUCUUCCUGGCUUGCUCUAUAAUGAUCCAAUACAAAUGCAAUACCAACAACAACCCACACAUUUGAAACCGUCUCAACCUGUCACCCGUCACCCGUCAGAAUCGAGGCGAGGCAUUGGAUCACCUGAUUGGACGGCGAACCAGUGAGUUGAUUCAUUCAGGAAAUGAAGCAGUUGCUGCUUCCGACGUCAUGUCACGUGAUUUGAAGCAAGCUUCGAAGCACGGCUUCUAUGGAAUAGGAAGUCCAGGGUUUGAAGCACGUAUCGAAGCUUCAGAGUCAAACUGCCAUCACUAGAGGAAGCACAUUUCACAUCUCUUCAGACGGAGUUGAUAGAAGGUUAUUUGUAGCCACUGGACUCGGAGGGGAACUGUUUUCUAGUUAACGCCCUGGCAAAUAGCUUUGGUUUUAUAUUUGAUUACAUCAAUUAAUGUUUAAGAUUUACAAUACACAUUUUAACUGCUGCUGUGCAAAGGGAAUACUGCUGUUAAAAAGCACCUUAUUGUUUAAAGUGUUUGCAAACCAAAUGUUAUUGUACUUUUGUUCAUAAAGCAGUACUUUUAAAUAAAAGUGAGCAAUACACUA
This is a messenger RNA of Trematomus bernacchii (emerald rockcod), 2716 nucleotides long. RefSeq names its product transmembrane protein 251 (gene lyset). The transcript is spliced from 2 exons. The coding region runs from base 111 to 494 and encodes 127 amino acids. The record is from RefSeq and is a predicted model, not a curated record. Lineage: Eukaryota; Metazoa; Chordata; Actinopteri; Perciformes; Nototheniidae.